Molecule: messenger RNA, 591 nt
Organism: Cylicostephanus goldi
Lineage: Eukaryota; Metazoa; Nematoda; Chromadorea; Rhabditida; Strongylidae
Source: the annotation of a GenBank genome assembly
GAAUUUCUUAAUCUGCUAGAAUCCGAUGCGAAUUAUCGCAUGUCAAGAGGAAGCAAAAGUGUCAAAGGAGCCAUAGUGCAAUACUACCGUUGUAAUAGAGUUUACUCCAGAUCGAAAUAUUUUGAUGACCGUCGUGACAGCGCUGAGGAUUGCUCUUAUAAUGAUCAGGAGUUUAGUGAAUUUUCUCCGGAUUUGAAUAUAAAGGAGACGAACACUAAACCAUGUCUUCGUACUGAAGAAGCAUAUCACGUGGUCCGCAUUCCUGCUUUGAUUCGUAGCCGUAUUCAUGAAAUGAGUGCGAAGAAACUACCUACGCCUGUAAUCAUUAUGGUGCUUCAAGUUUGUGCUGUCACUUUAGAGGAAUGCCAUAGAUUUUGCACUAAUGGAUCAGCGCUUGAACAGCGAAUUUUGUCAAUAACACCUGGUGAGGUCAGUGCCAUUGCUAAUUCUUCAAUUGGUCAAGAGAAUCCAACCCAAGAAUGUGCUCUGAGUGAGCUGGAACUAGCUGUGCUGGAGCAGUAUGAGCGCAAUCGGAGUGGUGUCCUAAGCCAAUUUCAACUUGCAAGACGAGAAGAAAACAGAAAACGGUAA